Epinephelus lanceolatus (giant grouper) is the source of this 603-nucleotide messenger RNA. The record is from RefSeq and is a predicted model, not a curated record. Lineage: Eukaryota; Metazoa; Chordata; Actinopteri; Perciformes; Serranidae.
AUGGCUGACAAUGUUGAAAAGACACUGAUUGAGCGUAUUAAGAACAGUCGAUAUUUUGCCAUACAGCUUGACGAGACUACAGAUGUAGCAAAUUUGGCCAAUUUAUUGGUUUAUGUGAAAUAUGAAUAUGAUGGUGCAGCUCAGGAAGAUUUUAUAUUCUGUCAGUCACUUGAGACCAGAAAGAACGGACUGGACUGGAAAAAGUGUGUGGGAGUGUGUACAGACGGCGCGAGGGCUAUGACAGGUCCUAACAGCGGGUCAGCUCGCAUCCGAGAGGUGGCACCUGAAAUGCUCUCGACUCACUGCAGCAUCCAUCGUGAGGCACUGGCAGUGAAGAAGAUGCCUGAUGACCUGAAGUCUGUGCUGGACUCUGCUGUAAAAACUGUGAACUUCAUCAAGGCCAGACCGAUGAAUGCUCACUUAUUUCAUGUGCUCUGCGAGGAGAUGGGCAGUGAGCAUGUCCAACUCUUGCUUCAUACUGAAGUAAGGUGGCUUUCAAGAGGAAAGGUGCUUUCAAGGCUUUUCGAAUUGCACAAGGAGGUCCAGAUGUUCUUGCAGGAAACAAAUUUCCCCUUGUCAGACAUUUUUGAGGAUGCUGUGUAG